GUCUGUCAGAGGGAUUACUUUAUUUUUUCGAAUUUGUACAACUCUGAAGUUACAUCGUUAGUCCUGGAAGAUCAUAUUUUAAAUACACUAGCUUUAAUACCAUCGGAUAUAUGUGUGUAAUUGAGUUUAGUAGAAGUCAAUUUGGCAAAUGGGAAACGGAUUAUUCAGAGAAUCUUGCCUUUCGCGGACUUGCUGCUCUAUGUAAUUAUUCGCUGCUGUACUGUUAGCUACUAGCUAGUGAUAACGCCUGAUAGUUAGCUAAAUCGUUUAAGAAAUUUGGGACCGUUGUGAUAGUAACUUGAGGGAGGCUUUUACAACAAGACAACUUCUUUAUUGGACGGAAUACGACGGAAGUGCAAGGAUAUAACUAAGGUUAUGUUGAAGUUGUUUCGAGCGGAAAUGUGUUUUUUUUACCAUCAGCUAGCAUCUAGUAAAUUAGCUAGUUAGUUGACAGGGGAUAUCCUCGGACAUUGGGUAUGGUGUUGUAACUUCGUAACGUUAACAAGUAAAUAACUUGCUAACGUUACCUACUUUAGAUUUGUUUAACCAUAUAAUUUAACAUAGCAAGUUAAAGAUGCGGGAUUCAGUGAAUUUCAGUGUUCUCCAUAGGACCUGCAAGUUGGUCGUCCUUCUAUGUUUUUUCCAUAUUUCGGUCACUUUCAUUUUUUACGUGAGGUCGUUAGAUUUUCGUUUUGCAUUUGCGAAGCACGACCAAACUGCAUCAAAGGACACAGUACCGGACGCGUUUGAAACGAACCACUUUUCUGUAGACAACGUGACUACAAUCACCAAAGAGCUUGGAAAAUGUCCUGACACAUCGCCACUGCUUGUUGGCCCACUGCGAAUUGAGUUCUCCAACCCAGUCAGCCUGGACGUGGUAAGGAAGGAAAACCCCAAUCUUAAGAAUGGGGGGCGCUUCAAGCCCAAAGACUGCGUGGCCUUCCAGAAGGUGGCCAUCAUCAUCCCUUUCCGCAACCGCGACGAGCACCUCAAGUUCUGGCUCUACUACCUCCACCCCAUCCUUCAGCGCCAGCAGUUGGACUAUGGCGUCUAUGUCAUCAACCAGGACGGUGAUGAAGUCUUUAACCGUGCCAAGCUCCUCAACGUUGGCUACUCGGAGGCCCUGAAGGAGUACGACUACGGCUGCUUUGUGUUCAGUGACGUGGACCUCAUCCCCAUGGAUGACCGCAACACCUACAGGUGCUUCAGCCAGCCCAGGCACCUGUCUGUUUCCAUGGACAAGUUUGGCUUCAGAUUGCCGUACAACCAGUACUUCGGAGGCGUGUCGUCAAUGAGCAAGGAGCAAUUCCUCAAGAUCAACGGCUUCCCCAACAACUACUGGGGCUGGGGAGGAGAGGACGAUGACAUUUUCAACAGGCUGAACUCCAAGGGGAUGACCAUCUCACGGCCCAGCGGAGCCGUGGGGAAAUGCAGGAUGAUCCGCCACAACCGGGAUGGUGGGAACGAAGACAACCCCCAGAGGUUCGACCGCAUCGCCCACACCAAGGAGACCAUGAACAAAGAUGGCAUAAAAACCCUGUCGUACAAAGUGGUCAAAGUGGAGAAGGAUCAAUUAUACACCAAAAUCACUGUGGACGUGGGGGAAAAAAUGACUCUGCAAACCAAUUAAAACCUGAACAGCCUUGACAACCAAUUUGCCACUGUGGUGGAUGCUGUAACCAAAUGUGCCUUGACACUAUAAAUAAUAUUAUGCCCUGGACUCUUUGGUCCAUAGAGAAUGACUGAUCUAAUCAGCAAACAAACAUGUUCCCCAAUAUUCCCUUUAUUUUCGGUCUUUGCACAUCCGAUGGUGAAUUGAACUGGGAUUCCAGCGUUUCCAUCAUAUGAUCCUUAAUGGAAUGAGAGUUGACAUCCGGGGUGGUUUCAGGCUGAUAUGGCCCCCAGUCUCUCUGUCUGGAGACGGCUGCUGAGACCAAGUCUUUUGUGAGCCAUUUUGUCUAAUUGAAAUGUCUAAUUGAUUGUCCUAUGCAUCAGGGACUCUCAAAUAAUGUGUUUUGUCACUUCUGGGGGAUUUCUUGCUAAUCCUUUUUAAUGCCUCUGCUGAGCAGAGUUUCAACCAAUCAAAUCGCAGGAGGUCAGGCCAAAGAUGGAACUCUGCAAUUCGGAGGUCAAUAACAAACGAAAUCACUUUGGUUUUCUUAACAAAACCAAUCUUAAAGGAUUUUUGUACUGAUGUUCCAUCAAGAUUUUGAACUUACCCCAAAGGGCCUAGAAUUCCAAAAACAAAUAGUUGAAACGGCCAAAUCCCAUGAUAUUUACGUUAGGCAUUCUAAUUCUCACUGCUAAGGGUCCUUAAAGGAAAAUAUGUGGGUAUUUGUUUUUCGUUAGUCUAUUGUUGAUAUAGUCCGAAAAUGUAUUGCAUGUCAGCAAUCAAGUUUUCAAGAUGCAUAACUUUUGAAAUACAGCCAGUAUGAUGCAUUUUGCAUCAUAUAGUUUUUGUGUUUUUUUUGUUGAGUAUUUUAAACUAUGUGAAAAGUGUCUCUGCUGAAGCUCCCUUCCCUGUGAAGACCACCAUUCAAGGCAGCCUGUAAGGAGGCCUCUCCUUAGUUGGAAAAAAGGCACCUGAAUGUAUUGCCUGGUGGUGUUGUGAUUGUGUACCCUGAGGUAAAAUGAUACUGCGCUGUUGUCUAUCACGAGUGUCUGGUGUUGUAAUUAUUAUUUUUUUUAAGUCUGGGGG
This is a messenger RNA of Oncorhynchus masou masou (cherry salmon), 2698 nucleotides long. RefSeq names its product beta-1,4-galactosyltransferase 1-like. Gene Ontology annotation, biological process: carbohydrate metabolic process; protein N-linked glycosylation. Gene Ontology annotation, molecular function: beta-N-acetylglucosaminylglycopeptide beta-1,4-galactosyltransferase activity; cytoskeletal protein binding. The record is from RefSeq and is a predicted model, not a curated record. Gene Ontology annotation, cellular component: Golgi apparatus. The transcript is spliced from 6 exons. Bases 575 to 1630 code for a protein of 351 amino acids. Lineage: Eukaryota; Metazoa; Chordata; Actinopteri; Salmoniformes; Salmonidae.